ACGUUGUUCUUCUGGUUAUGAUUUUGCCAACCAAAAUCAAAUCGAACCACCCGAUAUCGCACAAAAUGCACUCUCGGUGGGAUUCAAUCCUAUCCUCCUGCAUCGAUGCAACGCAUUCAUCGCAUUCCUUGCCCCCACCUCUCUUCCAGCCAAAACCAUGUACCCACGAACAACAUAUCGAUUCAUCCAAGCGCGGGGGUCCCGGAUUACGGGGAAGAAACAACCGAGCUAUUAUUAUUUGUAAAUUGGUUUCGUUCAAUCCAUAAAUAUUAAUUUCAUUGAAUAAUAAUGGUUUCGUUAUUCGAUUUAUGCAUUCCUAUCCCCCCUUCGACUGUUGGACCCCUUGUUGCUCAAAUCUAUCAUCAUACGACGAAGCGACGGGAGAUGGGGCUGUGAGGGGGGACAAUACCCAAUCGGAUAUGGAAAGAGGAUUUACGGAUCCGACCGAUUGCCUGCCAUGCUGCCGUGCCACUUCAUUUCCAUCCGAACGCACGCUCUGGGAAUUUCUGCGCCCGUCCGGGAUCCCCCCGUAAAUGGAAGUGCAAUUUUGCAUAUUGCAGGCUCCCGCGAGAGCGGAGGAUAGAAGCGAGUUGGUUGUGCUUGCAACACUGCACUGACGCUGUCUGUGCCAGUGGAGGAAGUUUAUCAAUUGGUUCGCUGCAUGGAGCCGCGCGUCGUACGUACGCAGUCGAGGCGUGGAACGAGAUAUUGAAUUAGAGAUUACUGAAAAGUAUCGAAUUUUUCUAACAAUUCUAUGUUUUCUUAUCCAAAGUCAAAAGGCAUCUAAAGAUUCAUUAUUUAGUUUAUACGACUCAUUAGUUCGUAUCUUUCGGUACAUUUUUCUCAAUUUUUGUCGAAAAUUUGUUUUUUUUUUUUAGUUUGUGUCCUACCCCUUUCUAAUUCCAAUUUCAGUUUUCGGUAUUCAGGUCUUCGCCAAGAAGAAACAUUUGCGAAUCCUUUGUAGAAAUAUUGUCGAAAUGCCAAGGUUAAUCACAAACGUCAGACCGAAACUAAACGUUAUGCGCGAUCACCAUGAUAAUUACAUGGAACGAGCUCACCAAUUCCUACAAGCAUAUUUGUCAAUAGCCCAGCUCCAAGAACUGAAAUACAGGCAAAAACGAAUCACAUUCGCUAGAACCUCUAUUCCAUACCCAGUUUCCAUUAAAAAUAAGAUUUUUCAGAUCAGUAAAAUUUUCAGUCCAGUCGCUAUUUUGAAACCUCUAAUAGUGUGUUGAUGGAGUUGCUCUUAAAAAGCAAUGCCAAACAAUAUCCUAUUGUGUUCGCGCGCGUCACCUCGCGUUGUCACGGUUCCAAAUCGCAGUGUUUUAUGUUUGUUUUCGCCAAUUUUUAGUUUUUAAUUGUGCCGAAAUGAAGUGGAAAAUUAUCCAGGAUCGAAGAACGCGAUCAUGGACGGAAUCAAAAAUGAAAGCUGCUCUCGAAGCAGUGAAAGCUGGAUGCAGUUAUAUAGAUGUGGCUCGUGCUUACGGUAUACCCACCAACACCUUGUUCUGCUACGUGCAUAAACUACUGGACGUUUCCGAGCUUCCUAGUGAAUUUUUGGUGCUAAAUCGAGAACAGGAAGAAGAACUCGUUCAUCGAGUAAUCGAUGCGAUCCGUUCGACGAACGAACUGAAUCGGACAUUAAUACGGCAAAUGGCAUUUCGAAUUGCUGAAGAGUAUUCAUUAUACCAUAGGUGGAAGAAAGGGAUGGCAGCAAAGUUGUGGCUGUGCAGCUUUCUCCAGCGGCAUCCCGAAAUCGAGGCGUUCCAUGAAGCCUUGUUCGGUUCCGAUCCCAUAUUGCCGGCGCAGAUUUGGAACGGAGACGAAUCUGGUUACUGGACCGGUUCUGAUGGAGGGUCGGUCGUGUUUGCAUCGACACCGCAGACGCAACCGUCGCCGGUGGUACCGCCGGUGGCGGCCGCACCCAGCCCGGUGCAGGCUUCCGUGCCCCGCAAGUCGGACUUCCCGCCGACGACGGGCCUCCCGCUGAGCAACGGACCGCUGGCGGGACUGGCCGGCAGUGCCAGCCCAGUGCAGGUGCCGCCCGGAGCGGCCAAUGCGGGCGGCGGCCCGGCACCGCCGGCGCCAUCGCCCGCUCCGGCGGCACUGCCGCCGCCCAGUCUGCCACCGCCUUACCCCGCGACACCAAUGCAGGUUAGUAGAGAUUUUCUUUUUUGUUAUGGAAAUUAGAAGAAAUGAGGCCCAAUUUUUAUGCUGCUUGUCCGAGAACGGGUAAAAUGCGUCAUGAAUUUGCGAUAUAUUUGUUUUUAUGUUAUGAAAAUAAAUCAUAAAAAUCGUCAUGAAAUCAUGACCCGUUUUGUCGUAACACAGCCUCGACGUAACGUUUUCCGUAUUGAGAGAUGAAAAGGAUUAAUUGUAGCAUGAAAUCUUGACGUAUGAGCUCUAGAAUCAUGACAAUAAUUUAUGAAAUCAUAAGGCUUUAUUUAUGAAACUGAUGCUUGUUAUGUAUAACUUUUUAUUGAUUUUUUUAUUGAUUAUGUAAAUGCUCCUAAUUCCAAUCAUGUUUUGUGGUUCUAGCCCCAAAUCCCAAGCCGAAAUAUCCCAAAAAAACCGUCCUUUCAGUGGAUUUGACGACUUUUUGUGGGCUGUUCCGAAUUUUUUGGUUCGCCAAAACCUGUGUCGUCGUCUACCCUCUUUCUCACGAUUUUGAAGGUAUAAGUUUCGGUUUCUCCUGCGGUGACGUAGCGGAAAUUCGGGUCGAUUGUUCACAACAAGUGAGCAAACAAAUGUUCCAAAUUCUAGAUCAUAAUACAUAGUAGAAUCUGAGAUUUAUAUCUGCAAUGUCGAAUGAUUGCGCUGAUGUAGCGUGUCCCCUUAACACGAAACAUUGCCCAUCAGAGAAUGGUCAUGCCAAAACUAAUGACUUCACUAGUUUGUCUAACGCACGGCAUAAAGAUUACAAGGCAGGCUAGUAACCUAUGUAAACAUCUAUUUUGGAUGUAAACAUGUGACAUCAUUCUUAUCGUCUUUCACGUUGAUCAAAUCAAGCCUAACUUUAACCUAACUUUUUAUCACUCACCUUUGGGGAUGAUUUUUCACGUUUCCGAAAUGCUCAAUGUAUGAUUUGCUAUGGGAACAGCGAACUUCCCCUUCGCUUUUCGCCGUUCGUGGAUUUUGUUACAUACGGUAUUUGAUAAAGUUAGGCUUGAAAUUGGUGUGGAGUACUAGAUCACCCAAGAACGAUUUGAAUUACGCCAUCAAAAAGCUGUCAGAUUUCGGGAAUAUAUCACCUCCUGUACACCGUGGUCUAACGAAUGGAAAGCUUGCACCCGUUUGCUUUGAUACACAGUUUCAUAAUGUUGAUUUAUGGUUUCAUGAAUUGGAGUCAUGAUUCCAUAACUCAGCGUCAUGGUUCUACUGACAAGCCUGGAUAAAACAAAGAGGAGAAACGAAUUGGAACAGUCGAUAUUCUGUCAUCCCCAUAGUUCCAAUCGAGCAGAAAACCUGUCAAAACGACCAGGAUUCGUCACUUUGUUAUGCUCGAGACACUUAAGGUUCCACGAUUCAGUGGCAUGAUGUUUGAUAUAAAUGAAAACAAUGAUAGGUUUAUUUCAACGUCUUUGGCUACCACGGCUUUUGGCAUGAAAAUGGUUAGAAAUAUAUGAGUUUCCACAAUUCUGGUUUUCCCAGGAGUUUUUCUCAAGAUUUCUUCCAGAGAUUCUCACUAGAUUUCUCCCAAAAUUUCUACAGAAGUUUUAAAGAUAAGUUUUCUCCGGAAUUUCUUCCAGCUGUUUCCCCGGCAUUACUCCCAGUUCCCAGUGCCCCUCACGGGCUUCCUUCUGCAAUUUCUUCACGAAAAUUUUGUGAGAUUUCAUCUAAAGUUUUUCCCAGGAUAUUUCUUAAAGUUUCAUUUAAAAUUUCCCUCAGAGUUUCUCCCGUAACAGAAUUCUUCCGGUUUUGUUUUCGUGAUGUUUCUCACAGUUUUUCUUCCGGAGUUCCUUUUAGGAUUUCUGCACGACUUAUUGCUGAUUUCUUGUGGAUUUCUUCCCCUAUUUCUUUCGAAGAUCGCUCAGAGAUUUUACCGGAAAUUGUCCUGGGACUCCUUUGGGUUUUACUUUUUGGAAUUUGUAAUUGAUACUCCUAGAGUUGUUGGCAAGAUUUUUAAAGAUUUUUUUUUUUGCAUACCUUUUGGGAUAACCUACGAGAUUCCUUGUGAGAAUCCCGCGAGGAACUUCGGCAAGAACUAUAGCAGAAAUCUCGAGAGGAAUUUUAAUAAAAAAAGGAGAAAAUCCGGGAUAUCCGAAAAAACAAAACUUCUGGGAGUACUCCCACGAGGAAAUAUUAGGGAAAUUCUGAGAGGAACUCUGAAAACUUCAAAGAAAAAAAAACUGGUAUGAACUACGGCAAAAAUCUCGCGAGGAAGUCUAGGAUAAAUCUCGUGAAGAAAUCUUGGCAGGAACUCUGGUAGUAAUCCCAAAGACAACACUCAGAAAUUCCGGAAGGAACACUGGAAAGAUCCCGAUAGAAGCUCUUGGAGAACAUCCUGGAAAAUCUCUGGAUGAAAUCUUAAGAGAUUUUUUUUUGAAAAAAUGCAGAAACUUCAGGAAACAAUCCCUGGAUAAAUUCAAGAGACUUCUCCGGGAUAAAUCGUGAAAUAAUUCUGUAAGGAACUGCAAAUGAAUUUAAUGGAGAAUGCGCGGUAGAAAUCUUAGAAGGAACAACUGAAAUAAACCUACAUUACGUUGUUUCUUGUUCCUGAUUGCAAAACACCAUGAAACAGCCGCCAUUUUGAAUUUUACCGCUAUCUUGCACUUUAGUCCGCCAUCUUGGAUUAUUUUAUAACCACGUAUACCCAUUUUGCGUGGUAUGAAAGUCUAAAACUUUACAAAACAGCCGUGGGCAUCUUUCCCAUACCAAAUAUACCUAUAUCGUUUAGUUGUAGAGGCUUUCAUUCAAUAAAUCAGACGCCAUCUUGAAUGUUAGUCCGUCAUCAUGGUUUUUUUGGUAAAAAAAAUUGCGGACUCCGGACAUUAUGAUUUUAGAGCCAGAAACCCCACUAAACAGCCCCCAUUUUUUUUUGGUACGCCAUUCUGAAGUUUGAUUCACCAUCUUGGCUUCCCGAGGACCGAAAGACUUACUAGCGCCACCUACUGAGCAAUCCAAGAAUCAACUAGUUCAUCGUCAGAUAGCUCUUGAUUUCCUUUGCCAAAGGCGAAAUUCUAUUGCAAAGCAAGGAUUUCAAGAUACAGAAAUGUUCAAAUUUUCAGGACUCAAGAGACACCUUGCGGAUAGACCAAGAAUCAACUAGUUCACCAUCGAAUAGCUCUUGAUGUCCUAAUCAAGUUUGCGGAACACGAAAUACAUCUGUGUAGGCUGAUUCUCGAGAUACAAAAGUUUUCGAAACUCACUAGCGCCACCUAAGUGAGUAAACCUAGACACAGCAAGCUCCCCAUCGGAUAGCCAGUGAUGGCCUGCUGAUCAACGUUACCGAAGGCAAAAUUCUUAUGUAAGGUCUGAAUCUACAGAUACAGAUACAGAAGCUUUCAAAUAUCUAAGUCUCACUAGAGGCACCUGGUGGAUGAACCUAGAAUCAGCUACAUCAUCAUCGGAUCGCCUUUGCCGAAGAUUCCGCACUCAAACCAAGAAAAGUUUCAACUUGGGCUAGGUCAGGUAGGGUCAGGUACCCUAUACACUGGAUGUUGGCGCAACCCCUAACAAAGCAAAAUGCUUCAUGUUAAAUACAGCCACCUACUGGAACCAAUAUGUACUGAAUUACGUACUUUCGGAGAGAGCCUCUCUGAUCUCCUGAACAACUUUGAGUCUCUGCGACCUUUCGUUUCCCCAGGGUGAUUCAAAUGUCUAGAUUAUUGCAUAUACCUACAGGCUUUAUAAUAUUUUGUGAAGAAAAAUUUUAAUGAAUCUUCUGAAGAGAAGUCUGGAAUGGGUUUCGCACCCUUGAUGUUGGAUGGAAUGAACUCACUUUUGAAUACUAUUGUUCUAUCGUGUAAGCUAUGCUACGGGAAAAAUCAGAUGCUGGUAAUUGGCAAAAUGAGUCGUGAUUUCGAAAAAAAUGAGUGUUUUCUUGUCAUAAAAAUACAUCGAGAAAAAAAGGUCAUGAAAUCAUGACUCAUUUUUCCGCAUGAAAAAGGAUGUAGAAAAGAGGCAUGUUGAGUCAUGAUAUCAUGAACCAUACGCAUUGGAAUCAUGACAUAUGUUGAUGAUCUUACUUAAGCUUCAACUUAGCCGCCAUAAACUGAAAGCUUCAGCGAAGGUGAAGUCCAGAUGAUAGUUUUAUUGUUCAUGUGAACCGUCUUUUGCGUCAUGAUAUAUAUCAUAAAUUAUAGUAAUAUCAUGAAGCAGCCCAAUAGAUACAAGUCAAUUUUAAGUUUUUAAAAGCGUCUUUCAGAAGUUCCUUCGGGGAUUCCUCCUGAAACAGAAAUUCGGGGACAUCUCUUGCAAUUCCUUCGGGAUGCCUCAUGGACAUUUUUCAGAGAUUCCUUCAGGAGUUUCUCUAGGAGCUCCUUCAGGAAUUGCUCCAGAAGUUCAUUCAGUGAUCUCUCCAGGAGUUCCUUCGAGCGUCUGCCCAGCAGUUCCAGGAGGAUUCAAGGAUGCCUCCAGGUGUUUCAUCAGGGAUUCCUUGAUAAGUUCCCUCAGCUAUUCCAACAGGAGCGCCCUUAUGAAUUCUUCCAGAAAUUACUUCAGAGAUUCUAUUAAGUGGAUUCAGGAACGCCUCCUGGAGAUGUAUCAAGAGUUCCUCCAGAAGUUUCUUUCAGCAAUUCCUACAAGAGGUUACUUAGAAAUGUGUCUAGGAGUUCCUUCAGAUAUUUUUUCUGAAGUUCUUUCGGAGAUUCCUCCAGGAGUUGCAGGGAUUUGUGCAGAUGUUUCUUCAGUGAUUCCUCCUGGAUUUUUUCAGCGAUUUCUCCAGAGAUCUCUCCAAGCGCUCUUUCAGGAAUCUCUCCAGAAUUUGCGUGAGAGAUUCUUACAGGAGCAUCCAAGGAUACCUCCAGGAGAAUACAGGGAUUCCUCUCUAUAAGUUUCUUCAGGGAUUUCUACAGAUUUCAUUCAAGGAUUAGCCCAGGAGUUCGCUCUAAGAUUCCUCCAGGACUUCCGUAGGGGAAUCCUCGAGAACUUCCUUCAAAGACUCUUCUAGGAGUUCUUCCAAGAAUUGUGCUCCUGAAGUUCAUUUGGAGAUUUUUCCAGGGAUGCCUCCAGAAGUUACAUCCGAGAUUUCUCCAGGAGUUCCUACGGGAGUUCCUGAGAGUUCUUCCAGGGAUUCUUCUGGGGGUUCUUUUCAGCAAAUCUCCCGGAUAUCCUUGAAGGAUCUCUGAUGGAGUUUCUACAAGAAUUCCUUCGAGUUUUCUUUCAGGGAAUCCUCCACGAUCUCCUUCUGGAAUUUCUUCUGUUUUUUUUGGGGGGAUUCCUCCUGAAAAUCCUUAUGGGAUUCCUCCGAAAAAAAAACACCUUUGUGGAUUCUUCCGAAAUUUCCUGCGGGGAUUCGUCCUGGGCUUCCUUCGGGGCGUCGUCCUGGAUUCCGUCGGGGAUUCCUUAUGAAAAUCCCUCGAAGAUUCCUCUUGGAAAUUCUCCCCCCUCCCUGGAGAGAUUCGCCAAUGCUGACUUCAUGGUCGAAUUUCGGUCACGCCGAUUCUUACCACCGUCGCCGAAUGUUGCCGCCGCCACCGGCCUAAAAAUGGCCAUUCCCAACUAACAUUUUGAUGACCGAUUUAUCUUGUAGAGGUUUUAAGAACCGCCACAAAACCUAUUACCUUUUAAUUUGGUUCUAUGAUGGUCUAAGAACCUCUUCUAAACUAUUUGACUAAAGACUGUUACUUGGGUUACGCCGUCGCCGAGCAAAAUAUAGUCGGCGCACAGGUCUAAUCAUGAAGCUUCAAUUGGGUUUUUAAAUUUUGAAAAAUGUAUUGAUUUUUCGUUUUUAUACGAAAGAGCAUAUUUUUCUGAGCCACCAUAAUUUUUUUCAGAUUUUUAGCACUUAAUUGUGAUACCUAAAAUCAAUUUCAAAGAUAUUUUUUGAAAUCACCUUUUGACAGCUGGACAACUGCUUGACAGUUCCGCUGUAGGAAGCAAUCAAACAAUGAUGUUCUCUUCUCCAAGGUUUAUUUCAGAAUGAUCGGUAGUUCUGUCAUUAGUAUUAAACAAUGCCUACCUAGAUUUAACUUAUACACUAAGGGUCUGUGUCAAUUGGCGAAUUAAAAUUAAUUUUUACUUAAAUUUGACAGUUCAACACUUAAACUUGACAGUUUUCCUAAGGAAAUAAUUAUCGAACUGUCAAGUUUAAGUGAAAAUUAAUUUUAAUUCGCCAAUUGACACAGACCCUAAGGCCUACUACAGCUCGGCCAUCCUGACAAUCUCGAUGCCCUCAUCGAGACAGCCAUCAAUUUUGAUUUUUUUUUUGUUCGAUGAAUUUUCAGGAAAUGGUUGACGUCCUCUUCCGCGUGUCCAAAAGAUAGCGGCAUCAUCGAAAUUUGUUUGAAAGCUUUCACCGUGGCAAAGGUUCCAAUAAACUUCUAGCUCCAACUUCUUCAGCAACAACUUGUUAUUUUUUCAAAAGCUUGAAAGUGUUUCCAUGAGUUAAUUUGCUCUUGUUCUCUUGCACUUCUCUUCAGUGGAUUGUUCUCAAAGCUUUUCAAUUGGCGAAUAUUCCAUCCCCUAGAAUGGAAUUCGCAGUUUUGAAUCGGCUUGAAAACUUUCUGUCCCUCAGACUUCGCGAGAAUUCUUGCAGUUCUUCCGUCUCGGGCGAGAUCUCCAACCCCUAGAUUGGAUUCCGCUUUUUCGAUUUCGCUUUACUGCAUUUUCCAGGAAACAGUUGAAUCUGAAGACCAUUGGCGAUCCCACUUCUGAUGUUGUAGGAAGCAAUCAAACAAUGAUGUUCUCUUCUCCAAGGUUUAUUUCAGAAUGAUCGGUAGUUCUGUCAUUAGUAUUAAACAAUGCCUACCUAGAUUUAACUUAUACACUAAGGCCUACUACAUCCGCCCAGUACAAAAUGCGACCAGGGGUGAUUCGACAAAUCGCUCCCAUACAAACUUCAAAUUGAUUUUUAAAUAGGUUCCCGGGCUCCAAAAAUCAUAAAAAUUUGGAUUUCGGCUCAGUUUGGCAUAUAGAUUCAGAAUAUGAGAUUAUAUCAACACUGCUAAAGAAGCCAAUUGCCAAUUGAAUGAUUUCAAAAUACUUAGUCAUGAAUCUGACGAUUUUUUCCCAAAAGCUGAAUUUGGAGACAAGUUAAUUUUAAGUUUGUCGUUAAUAAGUUCAUUUCUAGGGAUGUUCAGUAAGAAAAUUGAGUUUUCUUCUUUCCGCAACGAAUUAUGUAAUCGGUAAUCACUGAUGAUGUCAUUCGUUCAUUGCAAAUAAAGCAAUAUAUUCAUGUUGAAGUCAUUUUAGAGAGAAAUCAUAAAUCGUUAAUCAAACGAUCGAUCACAGUCCUCGUCAUAAUUUUAAUAUGUAUAUCUUUUUACAUAACUUGAUUCAGUAGGCGGUGACCACGCUGCACAACUCGUGCUUACCUUGUUAUACUGACUAAAACCGUCAAGAUAAAACUGGCAUAAAAUAUUAACGAUUUAUUUUUUUUUUCGUCCACCAAAUCUGUCGGUUUUUACUGGUUUUACAACCCACAAUCGCGCGCGGUAGGCGGCGGUUAUCGCCGGACCGCGGUAUAGGUAUAGGCAUUCAACCAGACGAAGGGAACGGGUUCCGUCCGGAGUUCGAUUCCGUUCCGUCCGGUGGGAGCCUAAUUUGCUGCCUAAUUGUCAUCUUGAUCGUUUGCGUCGACAUUUAAACUGACGUUUAUUACUUUGCCUGUGACUAGUGUGCCUGGAUGAUGACGACGACAACGACCAAGUAGGCUGCUUGAGUAUCUUGGGUCGAAGUAGGCCGAUUGCCACCACCACGCACCACGGGGAGGUUUCAUGCGAUAGCCAUUUUUAUGACUUUCGAAAUCCACCUCCUCGAGCACCGUAAUCGAGGAGGGUCAAAUCCAUUAUUGAGUCAUAAUCGUAAAUUAUUCAAUUUGAUUUCCAUUCCGAUUUUACCUUUUUGAUACGAGUGAGUUGGGCCGAAGAGCUUUGCUUUCGCUUACAAAUCCGGAUAGACCACUCCCGUUAGACUCGGCAUCCAUUUUUUAAGAUUUUUAUAACAAUUACUUACGCUUGCGCGAAAAUGCUUUAUGUCAUUCCCAAUUUUUUUUAAUUAUUUCAAAACUUAACAAUUUUGAUAUUUUUAUUCAUUCGAUACUUAUGUUUCAUAUUUUGUAAUGUCAUUCGACUUGAACUUCCCUAGAAAAAAACGCAUUACACUGAAAGAAAAUCACAUUUUAAAUUCACUGGUAUCAAUCAGUAACUCUUUGAAAUUGAAAACUUCAAUUGUUUUACAAAGCUUGAGUGAAAUCUUAAAGCAGGUUCCUGGAAGAUCUUAGGAUAACUUCAAGAGCAGCGUGUGUAUGGAGAUGUCAGCGUCUUCGCCGUGGCGUUAUCGAGGUGAUUCCGACCAGAUCCGGCCAUAACCUAUAAUGAUCGCCCGCAAUAAACCACCACCGGACCUAGGGGCAAGGCAGAUCUAACGAGAGCAAAUCUGUGCUCGAAAUGUUGUUCAGAAUUCCUCACACUUCCUCAGAUUUUUUCCCAUUUAUACCAAAGUGUGAUCUGGCACCACUGUCAAACUGCAAAGUGUUGCGUGUGCUGAAUGAAAACUGCAGUUUGGCGGUGUCUUUCAACAAAUUUCUUCGAUCAUUGAUAAACUGUGUAACUCAGAAUUGCUCAGAGUUGCUCUCGUUUGCACAGUGUCUUGCCCCUAGCACCGGACGGACGUCAAUGAAAGAAAAAAAAAUCCCAAUAUAGGCCUACUGCGCGUGGAGUCGUGCUCGCCUUAUUAUCAGCCUGUUAAAUAAAACUUUCCUCUAGCGACUUGUUUUAUCUAAUAUGGAAGUCCGGAGUCCGCUUCCCUUUGUCUCCAAUGGUGGACCGUCAUCGGAUAAAAUAGUUUCGACGAUGAGUCCCUAGUUCGUUAAAAAGUGACUUAGUCGCAUAAAAAGUUCCGUGGGUGAUCGCUGAUGAAAUAUACUCAUUUUUUUAAAGAGUAAAGUUUUUAGUAGUCCACCGAUGGACGUUACAGUUGGACUUGGACGUUAUGGCCGUUGUUUUCCGUUUUCGGCUCUGUAAUUGAGCCAUUAAAGGCAAUACAAACGAGGGGAAAACUGGAUUUACAAUACACGAACGAUGGGAUGGGCUAUUUGAUCAUCGCGAUAAGUGCUCGAAACAAGCUUUGAAUUUGUAAUGGAAUUGCGCGUUUCUCGUCCGGUUUAAUGGCACCUAAUUAGUAAUUGGCCAGAGGCGGUCGGUAGCUUAUCUGUGAAUGAUCUUUAGCUUUCGUGUACAUAUCAUCCAGUUUGUGAAGGGAAGCAGCAACUCGAAUCAAGCUAUAUCAUUCAACUAUGAUAUAUGUAAUAAUUUUAUGUAUGUUAAUGUUGUCAUAAAGUCAUGCAUAAACUAUCUCAUGAACUAAUUACACAUGAAAACAUACAUAACGCUCCUAAUCGUGAUCAUCACGUGGUGUAACGACUAUUUUGAAAAUUAAGCGUAGUUUGUGUUGAACGUGACAUGGGGUAUUGUACCAUUUGGGCAGGUGUACCUAUUUUGGGCACUUGCCGCUAUAACAAGGUCAAUUUCAAACGGAUUGAUUUGAAAUUUUGUAUAGA
This is a messenger RNA of Aedes albopictus (Asian tiger mosquito), 11662 nucleotides long. Its product is annotated as ESX-1 secretion-associated protein EspK-like. NCBI's taxonomy places the organism in Eukaryota, Metazoa, Arthropoda, Insecta, Diptera, Culicidae. The record is from RefSeq and is a predicted model, not a curated record. The transcript has 2 exons. The coding region runs from base 1369 to 2190 and encodes 273 amino acids.